Messenger RNA from Pleurotus ostreatus (oyster mushroom), 1215 nucleotides. It is a transcript of the gene DOM34, whose product is annotated as Translation factor pelota. NCBI's taxonomy places the organism in Eukaryota, Fungi, Basidiomycota, Agaricomycetes, Agaricales, Pleurotaceae. The coding region runs from base 1 to 1215 and encodes 404 amino acids. Gene Ontology annotation, biological process: RNA surveillance; nuclear-transcribed mRNA catabolic process, non-stop decay; ribosome disassembly. The record is from RefSeq and is a predicted model, not a curated record. Gene Ontology annotation, cellular component: cytoplasm. The transcript is spliced from 7 exons.
AUGAAAUUAGUUAGCAAACACGUCGACAAACAUGGGGAGGGACACGUUACCCUUCGCCCAGAGGAUGAUGAAGAUAUGUGGCAUUUAUAUAAUCUCAUCCAACAAGGAGACUCCGUAAGAGCUCCAGCGAUAAGACGUGUACAGACGGUGUCUGCUACUGGAUCCACAGACUCACAUCGGGUUCGACUUAACCUAGCGCUACAAGUCGACAAAGUAGACUCUUCUAACGCGCAAGGGACAGCAUCUCUCGCAAUAUCUGGCCGCGUUACCAACGAAAACCCCCACGUUAAACUUGGGGCGCACCAUACAUUAGACAUCGAAGUGAAUCGCGACGUUCGAAUCGAGAAGGCGGAUGGCUGGGAUAGCAUAGCCCUAGCCCGUGUUCAAGAAGCAACCAUUCCGGGACGCGGAGCGGAGGUCGGAGCGGUAGUAUGUGGCGAGGGCACGGCGGCAUUCUGUCUCUUGUCGCAACACAUGACUAUCGUGGCCAACCGAAUAUCUAUGUCGAUACCUCGGAAAGCGGCGUAUUCGGGAACAUCACAACACGAGAAAGGGUUGACCAAGUUCUAUGCUGCUAUAUACGAGUCCUUCGUGCGACACAUACCAUACGCGGAUGUCAGCCUUCGGGCAAUCGUCUUCGCCAGCCCUGGGUGGGUUAGAGAUGCUGUUUACGAUUACAUGCUGAGUGAAGCGGCAAAGCGAGGGGACAAGCCAUUACAGAGGGCGCUGAAAGAUAAGACCUUCAAGGUCCAUGUCACCAGUCCCCAUGUCCACAGUCUGGUCGAAGUUCUGAAGAGUCCUGAGAUCGCAAAUCAACUGAAGGAUGCUAAGUUUGCUCGGGAGGGCAUAAUGCUCGAUAAAUUCUUUAAAAUGCUUGGAACAGACGAAAUGCGCGCGUGGUAUGGUCCAGACCAUGUUAGGCUUGCUGUUGACAGAGGGGCUGUUGGCACUCUACUCAUAUCGGACGACCUCUUUCGGGCAAGUGACCCAACUACGCGCAAAAAAUACGUUGCACUAGUAGAGGCGAUCCAGCAAAAGGGUGGUGAAGUUCUAAUAUUCUCGAGUAUGCAUGAAUCAGGGCAGCAAUUAAACCAAUUAACCGGGAUCGCCGCCAUCCUGACAUUUCCCCUAGACGUUGAGGUGGUGGAAGCGGAAGAGAGGGAAGCGGAAGAGCAAAGGAUGAAAGAGGAAAAUCCCGAACUCCAGGCUGGAUAA